This is a messenger RNA of Carya illinoinensis, 1652 nucleotides long. RefSeq names its product gibberellin 2-beta-dioxygenase 8-like. The transcript has 5 exons. The record is from RefSeq and is a predicted model, not a curated record. NCBI's taxonomy places the organism in Eukaryota, Viridiplantae, Streptophyta, Magnoliopsida, Fagales, Juglandaceae. The coding region runs from base 387 to 1370 and encodes 327 amino acids.
CUCUGUGUUUUCUCUGAUGGUAUCUUUGGCCGCGUGUUCUUUGCUUCAGCCAUAGAUUCUCAAUCAGCAAAGCCCAUCUGAAUUAUUAUUAUUCCACACAUGAGCAUGACUGUCCUUAUAAAUUCAAGUCCAAGCUUCAUGACCUGCUACACCCUUUCUUCUUACUUCCUAUACACCAUCCUUUUUGAUCGUUUUCCUGUGACGACCCUGGCUAAUUCGACCCCAAUCUACGAAGCACAACUGCCACGUUUCAUGACCGGAAUGCAAAACUCAAGCUAGCUAUGACCUUCCUUGAAGAGGGAUGGUGGUAAAGCUCCAUCAGAGGAUUGAGAAGACAGCCCGAGCCAUUCACAAUAUCAUCAGCGUCCCUGAUCUCCUCCCUCUCCAUGGACCAUGAACCACCAUUUCAAGAAACAUACAAGAACCUUUUACAUCUCCCUUGUGAUCAUGAGCCAAAAGACGAAAACGUUUUCAUGGUAGAGGAAUGCGAUCUACCCAUGAUUGAUCUCAGUAGAUUAGAUCUCGAGCGAGGUAAGUGCAUGAAAGAGAUUGCUCGAGCAGCGAGGGAGUGGGGAUUCUUUCAAGUUGUGAAUCACGGGGUUUCUAAAGAGGUUCUUAGCAGCUUGAAAUAUGAGCAGAUGAAGGUGUUUCGUCUGCCUUUUAAAAAGAAGAUGGAAGAUGGCUUUUUGAAUUUAUCAGCCAAAAGUUAUCGAUGGGGGAAUUCAAAGGCUACUUCUCUAAAGCAGGUCCCAUGGUCGGAAGCCUUUCAUUUUUCGAUCUCAGAUAUUUCCAGAAUGAAUGGAUAUAAAAGUCUCAGAUCUGCCAUUGAGGCAUUCACGAUGGUAGUUUCCGGUCUGGCUCAAAGCUUAGCUGAAAUUCUAGUCCAGAUUUUGGGCAUCGAAUCUACUUAUUUCCGACAGAAUUGCCCUCCAAACAUGAGUUAUCUUCGAAUGAACAGAUAUCCUCCAUGUCCAUUUGCACCCGAGGUCUUUGGCCUGAUGCCUCAUACCGACAGCAGUUUCCUUACAAUUUUGCAUCAAGACCAGGUUGGAGGAUUGCAAUUCAUGAAGGAUGGAAAAUGGUUUAGGGUUAAACCGAAUCCAGAAGCUUUAAUUGUCAACAUCGGUGAUUUAUUUCAGGCAUUGAGCAAUGAUGUUUUCAAGAGCAUCAAACACAAAGUGGUUUCCUCUGGAGAUGUCGAAAGGUUUUCUGUGGCAUAUUUCUACUGCCCCUCUGCUGAAGCGGUGAUACAGAGCUGCACCAAGCCGGCACUGUACAAGCAGUUCAGUUUCAAGGAGUAUCAGCAGCAAACCCAAAAGGACGUUCAGGAUACCGGUGACAAAGUAGGUCUCUCAAGGUUUCUAUUAUAGUGAGUGAUAUUUCCCCGUAAUCAAGCAUAUAUAUAUAUAUAUAUAUAUUUCAUGUCUUGGAGACUUUUACAGUGGAUAAAAUAAUUACAAUCUGAUCAAUUAAGUUAAAAAGUACUUUUUGGACCACAAAUAUGUCAAUCUAGCCCUAGCCUAGCCUGUCCCUAUUCCUUAAAAAUAGCAUAUUGUGCAAGUUUGAUCAGUUUAUGAAGGAGAUAAUGUAUCAAUAUAGGUAUACACGAAUGGAUGAAUUAUACCUAUUUUGAAGGAAUACUUUUACUCGUA